Molecule: messenger RNA, 1374 nt
Organism: Anneissia japonica
Lineage: Eukaryota; Metazoa; Echinodermata; Crinoidea; Comatulida; Comatulidae
Product: synaptotagmin-10-like
Exons: 6
Coding region: 310-1374 (354 amino acids)
Biological process (GO): cellular response to calcium ion; regulation of dopamine secretion; regulation of calcium ion-dependent exocytosis
Cellular component (GO): membrane
Molecular function (GO): clathrin binding; SNARE binding; calcium ion binding
Source: RefSeq, a predicted model, not a curated record
UGCCUGCGAGUCUGUGAGUUAGAAUCCAACAUAAUUCCAGUGAACGGUCGUUUUUUGUUGACAGGAAGGAAACAUCGUAGCAUCGGCAUUGGAUACUUUGGCAACGUCAUACAUGUCCCUUGGCAAGCCAUUGCAAUUCCAAUUACCUCGGCUGUAGUGAUUAUUUUUGUGGCAGUAUUGUCUGUGCUCUGCGUAUGUCGACGUUCACGUUCGCUCAGUCGCUCAACAAGUACACAAGUUGUUCAUCGCAAAUACUGGCACCUCAGCGAAGAUGAUACCGACGUAGAGAGUGACGGCGUGGGUGCCUCGAUGCAAGAUCUGUCGCCUGCCGAAAGAAGCAAUCAUAACGACUUUAGCACAACUUUUUCUCCAAUGUCUUCACCGGCGAAGGUGCUUCCAAGACAGGCAACAGUGCCUAUACUUACUCAAAAACAGCGUCAGGAAGCCUUCCGUAAACAACUCUCUCUGCAGGGUAGUCCGUCGCGAAGUGUAGAGUUUGAAAUCAAGAAGCAUCUGAAAGAGGAACCUAAAAUUGGGAACUUGCGGCCGGAGUUGUAUCGUAAUGAUUUCAAUGAGGCAGAAUCUCGAGGACAGUUAUGCGGCAAGAUGGAAGUAUCGUUAAAAUAUGACCAGCCGACAGAGUGUUUAACAGUUAACAUCAUCAAAGCAACCGGACUACCAGCCAAAGACUUCUCCGGUACUUCGGACCCUUAUGUUAAAAUUUAUCUCUAUCCAGAUCGAAAGAAAUUUCAAACUAAAGUUCAUCGGAAAACUUGCAACCCAAUAUUCCACGAAACAUUCGAAUUCAACGUUGCCUACGCAGAUUUAUCAGAAAAAUCUCUAAAGUUUACAAUAUAUGAUUUUGAUCGGUUUUCCCGGCAUGAUCUGAUUGGAGAAAUAUCCGUGGAUGAUUUGAUGAGUAAAGUAGAUCCAACAAGUGGUGCAAGACAUUUUCAACUGGAUAUUUACAGUACACAAAGUCAGGAAAGACCAGACCUUGGAGAAAUUAUGUUCUCAUUAUGUUUUUUACCUACUGCCCAUCGGCUGUCACUGAACGUGUUAAAAGCCAGAAACCUUCGAGCUAUGGAUAUCACUGGUGCUUCCGAAACAUCUUCACCAAUAUCAAUUUCAAUGAUAACUAGUGAAAAUAAUCGAAGUAAUGAAACGGUAGGGCAUAGCGAGCUUAUAGGAGUGUGCGAGGUCGGAGCAAACUCACCGGGUCAGGGCUCUGAGCAUUGGCAAGAGAUGCUUCAGUCUCCUCGAAAGCAGGUUGCAAACUGGCAUCAGCUGAUGGAGAGCUCACCCUCACUGUUGACUGGUAGCAAUCUAGGAUUGAGGGGCUGUAUAACACCGCAACAAUCUACCGACGACUGA